CCGAAGCAAAACAUCAGAGCGACCCGGGCAGCGCAGAAAGGGAGACGGGGAAACUCUGCCGCCCAGCUUUCUGGACCUUCUGCGCUAAGCCGCUGCAAGCUGGUGGCCUCCCAGAGAACCCAGGUGUCCACACACCCACACACACUGAUGCAGAAUUACUUCCCUGCUCUUAGGAACCCGGAGGUUCUGGCUUUCAGUCCCCAGCAUUGCACUGAGACUAUCACUGAGGCCCUGUCUCUAGCUCUCUCUGCUGCGCAUUCCUUGGUUUCUUUGGCCUCCCAAAGCACCAAAGAAUCCCUGUUCCCAAAGCUCCCUGCUCCACAUCCCGAGGAAUCCAGUGGGACCCGUAGGCCUGUUUCAAAUGAGCUCUGUGCUGGCUGCCCCAUCCCUCCCCUCCAACCCAGAGGACCCCUCUCCGACUCGGGCCACCCGCCUGCCACGUCCCUUUCUCCGCAGCCUGCGGACCCUCUUUGAAAUCCUGGACGAUCAACGGAGUGGGACCGUCCACCUCUCGGAAAUCGAAAGCCGCUGGGGUUGCGGAGGCUCCGGGGUGACCCCCCAGGGCGACAAAGAGAGAUGUCAGCUCCCGGCGGGGGUCCUCCAGGCUCUACAGCAAGUGGCCGAGCCCUGUGGGGGCUACUUGAGUUUCCCCCGCUUGGUGGCCGGAUUGAGAAUCGCCCUCCUCCGAGCUGAGGAAGAGGAAGAGAAGACCAGGGAGAGAUCCGGUGCCCGGCCUGCCGAAAGUGGACGGAGUUCGUCACAGUCCAUGAAGAAUUUGAGCCGGAUAAGAGAAUCCAGUGGAAAAGGAGUCACUCGGUCCCGUAGUAUCAACAGCUCUCUCUGCCAAGCUGGACGACAUCGGGGCAUUCGGAUUCCCAAGGAGCCACGCAGACAUACCAUUUCCAAUGCCUUGGAAUAUGAUGUGCUGAAGCGGAUGCAGGAGCUGGAACGGGAGCGAGAUGCUUUGUUGCAAGGGCUGGAGAUGGUCGACCAGGUGCGAAACUGGUUCCAGCACCACCUACUGGAAGCCCAGAGGCGUCAUAAGCACAUGGGGACUGACAUGAACUAUAUUCCGGAGUCUUAUGCCAACCAGAGCUGCCAGCUGCUUGCCAGGAUCCAGGAAGUGAACAUGUGCUUGAAAAACUUGCUCACCUCCUCCGGCAAGCCAGAGGUCCCACCUUCUGGGUUUGGGGUUCCCCUUUAUCCGCCAGGCAAGGAGUUUCGCCAGCAAGCAGUCAACGUCCUGAAGGAACAGAACCACCUGUUGAUCAAGGAAGUGUCUGAGAAAAGCGACCGCAUCGCUCAACUGGAACAAGAGAAAGCAGCCCUUUGCAAACAGCUGAAAGAGAUCCGGGGCUACCGCCUCGCCAGCCACAAAGAGUCCACCUUUAUCUGACAGCGGAGGUUGCUUCCUCUUGAAGUCGAACAUGAUAUCCUUCUCGUUUGAUAUUUCUGCAGCCCUUUCUCCUCUGGCUCAGCUUCUGUGACAUUGUGCCCUUUGCAGUCAAAGGACAGUAUUUCUGGCAUAUCUUUUCCAUUCAAGGACACCACUGCCUUGUCUACUCUUUUAUGCCACUGCAUCGUUUCUGCAAACAGAGCUUCUACCGUGGACUUCUGGACAAAAACUUUAUUCCCUGUUUUGUGACCUCCUCCCAUUCUGCCAUAGCCCAAAUUGUGCAUAUUAGGGGGAAAUUUAGGGGAAAAGAGACCGCAGAGAAUUGUUCUCAGUUUGCACAUUUAUUAUGGGCUGUUCUACAUCUGCCCCGCUUCUCAUCUGCCAUCAUAUUGUUACCGCUGUUCGCCAGGUAACAAUAAGUGAUUUCAGCUCAGCAAACCGUAUAACAUUGGCACAAACACACAUAUACGUUCUCUGUGAGCCUUAUGGAGGCUUCUGAACCACACAAGUCUCCGCGUCCGGGCAUGGAGCCAGUGUAGCCAGGCAACCUGACUUUAGGAAAAUAUUUUAUUUUCCUGGCGGUAACAAUAUUUUGAAAUUUCUCCAGCGUGGCGUGGGAAUGGGGCUAGAAUGUCAAUUUCAGCAAGCACUGUCUUAACUGCACACUUCCCCCUAGAGGUUAAAUGAUAUUUCCUUCUUGCUUACACGGCUUUCCGGCUACCACCAAGUUUGGCUUUCCGCCCGAGACAAGACGUGGCAGUUCUCUUUGGCAGCCUCUGACUAGGUGUCAUUGCUAAUAUUUUUACACUUUUAGUAAGCAUCAAUUUAACAGUGCAAUCCUAUGCAGAGUUACUCCAGUCUAAGCCCUUUGAAAUGAAUGGGCUCAAACCAGAGGUGGGAUCCAGCAGAUUCUCACCAGUUCCCG
Sphaerodactylus townsendi is the source of this 2321-nucleotide messenger RNA. RefSeq names its product suppressor APC domain-containing protein 2-like. The record is from RefSeq and is a predicted model, not a curated record. The coding region runs from base 362 to 1396 and encodes 344 amino acids. The transcript has 6 exons. Lineage: Eukaryota; Metazoa; Chordata; Lepidosauria; Squamata; Sphaerodactylidae.